AUUCUGCACGAGUACACCGGCCCAAUCUGGACGGUCACGUUUUCGUCUGACGACAAGCACAUCGCGUCCCGGUCGAGUGAUACGACAGAGAAGGUUUGCAACUCGUACGCCAGAGGAGAACAGGCCUCGCUUAACAGGCAUGACAGCAUGCUCAACGCGGUCGAGUUUUCGCCCCACGGCAAGUUCAUCGCUUCCGCCGGAUCCGACAACACUGUACGCCAGUGGAAAGCAAGUGAUAGG
Dichomitus squalens LYAD-421 SS1 is the source of this 240-nucleotide messenger RNA. RefSeq lists its product as uncharacterized. The annotation marks the transcript as partial. Gene Ontology annotation, molecular function: protein binding. The transcript has a single exon. The record is from RefSeq and is a predicted model, not a curated record. NCBI's taxonomy places the organism in Eukaryota, Fungi, Basidiomycota, Agaricomycetes, Polyporales, Polyporaceae.